AUGGCUCCUAUCACUCGAAGAACCGCGUCUGCUAUCUCUGAGAAUGCAAGUGGAGAUGACAUUACUGCGCGUUUGAAUGUUUCCGAUGGAGCUGGAGACGUUGGGCAUAAUGGGGGCUCUGCUGCUUCUGGGGCUGAAUCUGGGGAGAACAAUCUUCCUCAAAAGGUGGUUGUUGAAUUUUUUGGCUUUGCUCUUGUGGGUGCAAGCGACUGA
Messenger RNA from Puccinia graminis f. sp. tritici CRL 75-36-700-3, 213 nucleotides. RefSeq lists its product as uncharacterized. NCBI's taxonomy places the organism in Eukaryota, Fungi, Basidiomycota, Pucciniomycetes, Pucciniales, Pucciniaceae. The record is from RefSeq and is a predicted model, not a curated record. The coding region runs from base 1 to 213 and encodes 70 amino acids. The transcript has 2 exons.